Mobula hypostoma (lesser devil ray) is the source of this 2140-nucleotide messenger RNA. RefSeq names its product protein FAM162B-like. NCBI's taxonomy places the organism in Eukaryota, Metazoa, Chordata, Chondrichthyes, Myliobatiformes, Myliobatidae. Bases 166 to 669 code for a protein of 167 amino acids. The transcript is spliced from 4 exons. The record is from RefSeq and is a predicted model, not a curated record.
GGCACAUGUUUUCCGAUGAGUCUAACCAGCUGCCGAGACCUGGUGCGCAUCUCUUCUGGAGACUAAUUACUCGGGAGUGGGAUGCGUGAUUAGCAGCCGGGAAUCUAUUUAUGCGGUCCACUCCGGUUGUGUGGGGUGUGUGGUGCGAGCCGAGGGACGGUGAAGAUGAUUCGCGCCCUAGCAGGCCAGGUGAAAAUAAAUUCGGCGCUGUGUGAGCUGUACCGGACUACAAUAGGCAGGCAGGCUCCGCUCGUUAAAAGUCUGGGGACUCUUGGAAAGACUUGCACGCCUAACUUACAGAUCAUGACUCUGAGAGGAAUUCGCACGGCAGAGGUUCGUGCAACCCAGGAAAUUCCAGGACACAGACCCUCAAAAUUUGACAGAAUGAUUCUUCUCUGGUCUGGCCGGUUCAAGAAAGAGGAGGACAUUCCUGCCGUAGUUUCAUUUCAGAUACUAAAUGCUGCGAGAAACAGGGCUCGAAUAAAGACUUGCUACAUCAUGAUUGGUUUGACCAUUUUGGGCUGCUUUACUAUGAUUGCAUCUGGAAAACAGGCUGCUAAACGACACGAAUCACUUGCCAGCCGGAAUCAAGCAAAAAAGGCAAAAUGGAAAGAAGCAGCUCAAAAGGAGCAGCAAACCUCAACUGCCAUUUCUGCGGCUAAAUCCUGAUAACCUUGUGCAAAGAAACCGUAAAAGUCAUACAGAUGUUCUUAAUUCAUGCAAGGUAGAAACUUCCAAAAAUGAUUAACUCAAGACUUAAGUGUAUAACCCACAUUUAUAUACUAUAUAGCCAUAUUAUACUGUCACAUUAUCCCCCACCAUAAAAAAAUUGCUAAUCCACGGAGAUGAAUUUUAAUUUGAUAGCCAUUUUUUCCUUCCACACAUGAUUUUAAAUUUACCUUCAAGAUUUUCAAAUCUUAAAAGAACCCUUCACUAAUAUACUGUCCAUAAAUCAAAUACUCUUUAAAUACAGGAUUAAAACAAAAGUUCCUAUCAGUUAUAAUUUUUAAGAUUUUUCUAGUCUUUUAUAAAGAAAAUAAUGGUUGGAUCAAUUGGGAAUAAAUAGUGUAUGUAGAGAUUCACAACCAAUGCAAAAUCCCAAGAAAAUAGUUUUUGUUGUGCAACAAUUAAUAGAUUCAAACCUUACUUUACAAGUUGAGCACAUAACCUAUGAAGACAUACUGUAAUAUGCAUUAUGAACAUAGAUCCACUCAGUAAAGGAGUUAACUCCUUGGAUGACACAUUAAAGAUGAUGGAAUUAAAGACCAUAAGAUGCAGGAGCAAAAUUAGACCAUUCACCUCACAAGUCUGCUCUGGUAUUCCAUUACCCCUCUCAACCCCAUCCAUCAUCUUUGACGUCCUUAAAUAUACCCAAUGAUUUGGCCUUCCCAGCCAUCUCUGGCAAUGAAUUCCAGAUUCACCACCCUCUGGCUAAGAAAUUCCUCAUCUCUGUUCUAAAGGGACAUCCUCGUAUUCUGGGGCUGUGCCCUCUAGUCCUAGACUCCCCCACAAGAGGAAACAUCCGCUCCAUGUCCACUCUCUCUAGGCUUUCCAACAUUCAAUAGGUUUCAAUGAGAUUCCCCUCUUCAUUCUCUAAACUUCAGUGAGUACAGAGCCAAAGCCAUCAAAUGCUCCUCAUACCCUUUCAUUCCUGGGAUCAUUCUUGUGAACACCUCUGGAAUUUCUCCAGUGCCAGCUCAUCUUUUAAGGGAACUGUUCAAAAUGCCUUCUCAAAAUGGACGCUAACAUUGCAUUUGCCUUCCUUACCACUGACUCAACCCCCAAGUUCAAGAGCAAGAUUCUCCCUAUAUUUCCAGUUAUCACUCCUUCCUGCACUAUCAGAAGCCAGGCAACUACUUUCUCUGUUGUUUGGGACAUUAGUGCAAAAUCCGGCUACUCCAUUGUAUAAAGACUAUUAAGAUUAUAGGAGCAGAAUUAGGCCAUUUGGCCCAUUGAGUCUGCUCUGCCAUUUCAUUAUGGGUGAUCCAUUUCCCUCUCAGCCCCAAUCUCUUGCCUUCACCCCAUAUCCCUUCAUGCCCUGACUAAUCAAAACUGCAAUUAACUUGCCAUAUAAUCAAGGUAACUGAUAUCAAAAGAAUUCAAUAAAGGUAUCGUACAAAGGCUCUUCAUAGACUAAAAG